AUGAGGCGGCCGGCGGCAUUGCUGUCGAGCCACGGCGGCGCCGGCGGCCGCAGCAUCCCGCAGGCGCUCACCACCGCGCUCGUCUGCCCCCUCUCCAAGAAGCGUCUCAAGUACCGCGAGGCCAGAGGGUCUCUGGUCAGCGACGCCGUCGGCGUGGCUUUCCCGGUAGGAUGGAAUCCGUUGUCUUGUACCAAAAGGCGGAAAGUUUCUCAAAUGACCACCAAGAGAAAUCAGAACGAGAUUCAAGCACCAGGAACUCUUCUGGUUGAAUUCCUGUUAUGACAAGAGUCAACGAACAAUUACAUGGUAGCAACAUAACAUCGGACGGUAAUGAACCAGAAUUAUUGCUCUCCUCUGAUUGGUGCUUGUUGUAAAUCAUCAUCGCCCUGUUGAUGCGGUACUCGCUUUAUUUCCGUAUGACACUAGAGUGGUUACAUCACAUGAUUGCUGUUGAGAAGGCGGUUUUGUCUUGGACAACAGCAAUGAGCAUAUUGAAAUGGUCAAACAGCACCGCUUCCACUUCGUUUUCAUUCUUGCUGGAAUAACUAUAUGCAGAGCAUGGUAUACAAAAUAAUAGGACUGUGGAUCCCAAGCUGCCAUGUCCUGAGAUUAGCGAUUAUCUGAACCUGCCAAACAUGCUGUUUCUGAUCUUAUCUUAGCCAGUGUCGACAGGCGCUUCUUUCUUUGGUGUGCGUGUGGGUGUGGGAUGGGAUGCCCUGGUACCAGCCACUGAUAUCCAAUUGCUAAAAAGGAUAAAGGGAACAAGGAAAGGUGCUUCGUCAGGCAAAGAGAAAGCUAGAGAUAGGAUUACCAUCAAUCGAAUUGCUGGUACCAGAAACCGCAAAAGAAAUCCAGCUUCUCUGCCCGGACGUCGUUCCAGAA
Panicum hallii is the source of this 882-nucleotide messenger RNA. Its product is annotated as protein preY, mitochondrial-like. NCBI's taxonomy places the organism in Eukaryota, Viridiplantae, Streptophyta, Magnoliopsida, Poales, Poaceae. The transcript has 3 exons. The coding region runs from base 1 to 282 and encodes 93 amino acids. The record is from RefSeq and is a predicted model, not a curated record.